Drosophila hydei is the source of this 2264-nucleotide messenger RNA. RefSeq names its product long-chain-fatty-acid--CoA ligase heimdall. The transcript is spliced from 2 exons. Gene Ontology annotation, cellular component: endoplasmic reticulum; membrane. Bases 240 to 2264 code for a protein of 674 amino acids. The record is from RefSeq and is a predicted model, not a curated record. Lineage: Eukaryota; Metazoa; Arthropoda; Insecta; Diptera; Drosophilidae. Gene Ontology annotation, molecular function: long-chain fatty acid-CoA ligase activity.
UGGUCUCGAGGCGAUUAGGAUGUCAGCAGGGUCAUGCAUAGAACCAGGUCAGGCACGAGUAUGCGCAUACCCUAUGAGAGACGGUUUUUUUAUCAACUAAUUGCUACGUCAUCUAUGGCUGUCUGCCUGCCUGCCUGCUGCCAGUCUUAUCAGGCCGCAGAGCAGUGUAUUGAGCCCAGACAGUGAGAGAGUUUCUGCUUUAAAUAUCGCUUGAUCGUCGGUCUCAACAUUUAUUCAACAUGGCGAAGCUGAGGACAGCGAACAGCUACACGAGCAACUCGCUACACGAGCCAGUCCUGCUGAGGAAGGACGAAGAGGACACCAUUGGCGUGUUUACGGUGCCGGAAUUGUUUCGUCAGAGUUGUCAGACAUUCGCAAAGCUGCCCGCCCUGGUCUGGGAGCGACCCGAGCAACAGGAUUGGAUAACGCUCAGCUAUGAGGAAUACGAACAGCAAGUGGAGCAGGCAGCAAGGAUGCUGCUGCAUGUUGGGCUGGAGGCGCGCAGCUCGCUGGGCAUUUUGGCCUUCAAUUGCCCAGAAUGGUUCAUAGCCGAGUUGGGCGCUCUGCGUGCCGGCGGAGUCUUGGCUGGCAUCUAUCCCAGCAACUCGGCUGAGGCAUGUUUCCAUGCCCUGGAGACGAGCGAGGCGACAGUCUGCGUGGUCGAUGACGACAAGCAGAUGGCUAAGCUGCGUUCCAUCAAGCAUCGGCUGCCACGACUGAAGGCUGUCAUUCAGCUGCACGGUCCAUACGAGGCCUUUGUCAAUCAGGAGCAGGGCUACUUUAGCUGGCAGCAUCUGAUGGCACUGGACACGGCGCAACUGCAGCCGGAAUUGCUGAGGAGGGAAAGUGAAGUCUAUGCCAAUGAUUGCGCCAUGCUCGUGUUCACCUCUGGCACAGUUGGCAUGCCCAAGGCUGUGAUGCUCUCCCACGACAGCUUGGUCUUCGAGACGAAAGUUAUUGGAGCAACGCUGAAGAAUACAGUGCUGGGGGGCGAGCGAAUUGUCAGCUAUUUGCCACUAAGUCACAUUGCUGCCCAGGUCUUUGACGUCUUGGUGGCCUUGGAGCAUGGCGGCUGUGUUUACUUUGCCGAUAAGGAUGCGCUCAAGGGUACGCUGGUGCGCACCUUCCAGAAGGCCAGGCCGACACGAAUGUUCGGUGUGCCACGCGUCUUUGAGAAGUUCCAGGAGAGUCUCGUUGCGGCGGAGGUCAAGGCAAAUCCGUAUUCACGUUUUCUGUUGGCGAAGGCGCGUGAUGCCGUAGAACAGCAUCAGCUGGCUACGAUUGCCGGUGAGAAAAUCUCGUUAUAUGGCCAAGCCAAAUACUAUCUAGCCUUGCGGCUUAUUCGAUCCAUACGGCAGAUGUUGGGCCUGGAGCAAUGCAAAACUUUUCUAACAGGCGCAGCGCCAGUUUCCUCCGAGCUCAAGCAUUACUUUUUGGGUCUGGACAUGCCCUUGGGCGAUAUCUAUGGCAUGUCCGAGUCGGGCGGCGCCAUUACGCUGCACGAAAACAUGACUAAUCUGUAUAGCUCGGGUAUUCCACUUGUGGGUAUCGAGGUGAAGAUCCAUGAGCCCGAUGCAAAUGGCCAAGGCGAGAUUGUGACGCGUGGACGUCAUAAUUUCAUGGGCUAUCUGGGCCAGCCACUGAAAACGGAGGAGGCCAUCAAGCCCGAUGGCUGGAUGCACAGCGGCGACGUGGGAUAUAUGGACGAGCACGGCAAUCUCGUAAUCUGCGGCAGAAUUAAGGAGCUUAUUAUCACGGCGGGUGGCGAGAAUAUACCGCCCGUGCACAUUGAGGAGCUGAUCAAGGAGGAGUUGCCCUGUGUUAGCAAUGCUCUCCUGGUUGGCGAUCACCGCAAAUAUCUGACGAUCUUGCUAUCCUUGAAAACGAAAUCUGAUCCGAACACGGGUCUACCUCUCGACGAGUUGCGUGGAGAUACCAUUGCUUGGCUGAAAGAGCUGGGCCUGAACCAAACGCAUCUGUCGCAGCUACUGAAUAUACCCGCUGAUCUACAACUACCCAACGAUGAGAAGUCGCUGGCUGCUGCGCUGGAUAUCAAUGCCGAGCCAAAGCUGUACGAGGCCAUCGAUGCGGGCAUCAAGCGUGCCAAUCUAAAGGCCAUCUCAUCAGCGCAGCGUGUCCAAAAGUUUGCUCUACUGCCGCACGAGUUCUCCGUGCCAACGGGCGAGCUGGGACCCACGCUCAAGACCAGGCGCAACAUAGUGCAUGCAAAGUAUGCCCCCCUAAUCGAGCGACUCUACAAAUAA